Messenger RNA from Larimichthys crocea (large yellow croaker), 2319 nucleotides. It is a transcript of the gene foxg1c, whose product is annotated as forkhead box G1c. Gene Ontology annotation, cellular component: nucleus. Gene Ontology annotation, molecular function: sequence-specific double-stranded DNA binding; DNA-binding transcription factor activity. Bases 148 to 1368 code for a protein of 406 amino acids. The record is from RefSeq and is a predicted model, not a curated record. Gene Ontology annotation, biological process: regulation of transcription by RNA polymerase II. The transcript has a single exon. NCBI's taxonomy places the organism in Eukaryota, Metazoa, Chordata, Actinopteri, Sciaenidae.
UGUCCCGCUGUCUGGCCAGUGCCUCUUUGGCUCCUCACCACUUUGAAUCAGCGCAUCUUUGCUCUGUGGCUUCAGUGACGCGCUCUGCUCUGAUCACCGGACGCCUGUGAGGAUUUUUACUUCAGUUGUAACUUUUCACCAUUUAGGAUGGAGGAUUUGAAAACUUCCGACCGGUUAUUUCACAAGUCCUCAUUCAGCAUCAGCAGCCUGUUGUGGAGACGAGAGGGAGUGAUGGGUGACCAGGAGUCUCCUUCUCCGUCCCAGAAGCUGCGCGCCGCGCAUCCAGAGAAGUCCGGUCCAGAGGGAAACUUUGGCGCUGAAAAGAACUGCGACAACCCCAAACAGUGCACUAAAGUAGAAACCAAAUCGGUGACUGCUAAUGGAAAGCGAGAAGGAAACAAAGGAGAAUCAAAGAAAAGCGGGGGCGCAGAAGAAAGCGUUAAACCUGAGAAACCUCCUUUCAGUUAUAACGCGCUCAUCAUGAUGGCUAUCCGCCAGAGCCCGGAACGACGGCUCACACUCAACGGCAUCUAUGAGUUUAUCAUGAACAACUUUCCAUAUUACCGACAGAACAGACAAGGGUGGCAAAAUUCAAUCAGGCACAACUUGAGUCUGAAUAAGUGUUUCGUUAAAGUGCCGCGUCACUAUGACGACCCGGGUAAAGGCAACUACUGGAUGCUGGACCCUUGCAGUGAGGACGUCUUCAUAGGUGGCACAUCAGGGAAACUCCGGCGCAGGGCCGCAGCUGGCUCCAGGUCCAAGCUUGCACUAAAAAGGGGAGGAGGUCGUCUGAUGUCUUCCAGCACUGCAACCAGCGUAACCUUGGCCGCAGCAGGUCCAUUUUACUGGCCGGUGCCGCCGUUUCUGCCUCUCCAAACACCUGUGCGCACCCACCUCGGCGCAGGGACUUAUCUGGGUUCUCACCCACGCUUCCCCAACCACGCUACAUCGCUUGUUUCUCAGCGGUCCCGGUUGAGCUCAACAAGUGCUGCAGACGCCGACCGGUUCGUGCAGACGCACCAGGAGAUGUCUUACAUUGGAGUCAGUUGCGCGCAAUCCCGUCGACACCAGAUUGGCGCAGCCUGCACCGCUUUCUCCACAUCCAUCCCUGCAUGCACCCUACCACUGUCGGAUCCGUGCUCUUUUAACAUGAUCUCUGGACAAGCCAGCUACUUUUACUCUCACCAAAUACCAUGUGCCGCAACGUUUAGUCCGUGCCAAGAGGAAUGCGCCGCGUCCAAGACGUCUCCCGGACAAUUCUUAUCCAAGAACGGUCACUCAGACCUCGGGGGAUGCUGUAAUGACUUUCCGAAUUACUGCCCUCAAGUCAAUUCAAGCCCUCCUUCGUCUUGGAAUAUAGAAAAAUAGAGUAACGGUCUUAUCUAAGAUUUAAAAUACUGCUGUAGAAUUUAGAUGAACAAAGUUAGUAAAUAAAAGGCAAGAGUAGCAUACGUAAAACAGGAGCCUAUAUCUGCAAACUGCUAAAUUUCUUGAGUUUAUGAAAAAUAUCCCGCAAUAUUUCUCUAAUAAUUUCUACAGUUAAAAAUAUAUUGAUUGAAAAAGUCAAUGUUUUGCACUAAGUAUUUCAUAAGAACGCGUGUUGUGUCAAAUUCACAAGAGAAUUACGCAUAAAUUACACCACCUUCUGACACACCAGAUUUUCCAAAAAUGUGCAAAAAUCUGUAUAUUUGUUAUUUUGAAACACAACAGUGUGACCAGAGACAGGGUCAAAUCACCAUUUAAAAAAAAACAAUGUAAUUAAUGGCUAUACUCGCAUCUGCUGAAGCUAUAUUCAUAUAUACUGUUUUAGAAACAAUGUUCUCCACUUCAUUAUUUUCCACAUACGUGUAUGCACUUGUCAGUAUAGAAGUUGAAGUGAUGUUUGCGCGCAUGUGUCACUAUUUUAGGCCUAAUGCCACCAUAUGAAAAAUAUCCUUCAGCAAAAUACCAGGGUAAAAAAAAAAAAUCAAUUAAAACAUUAAAUAAAAACGAAACUAUGAUUUUGUCUAAAGUUACUCGUUUGUCAGCACGCUGACCAAGAACUUUAAAGGUUGUUUAAAUGUUGUGGAAUAGCUCUGAUAUAAGCGAGUGUAAGCAAGAAAAAGAAAACUCCGGCUAACCUAAUUUUUAAAAUAUGGAAUUCUUUUUAAAAUCCCGGGAGGUUUUUAAAUGUAGAAAAGUUAUACAGUGUACGUUAAAAAUAAUAAUAAUAAUACAAUGUCAAAUGACAAAUUAAGCUGCUCAUUUGCUGCAUUUAUUGUCCUCGAUUUUGUUAAUGUUGCAACUAUCACAUUACUAUUUAAAUUAGUCUACAUGUAA